AUGUAUAUUUCUAUUAAACUUUUUGCAUUAAUACUCAUAUCAUUUUUCAAUUCAUGUAUUUAUUGUUUACCAAUAUUAAAUGAAACAUCAUCAACACCACUUUUAUUAUUAAUAUCUUUUGAUGGAUUUCGUUGGGAUUAUCCAGAUUUAUAUAAAUUACCAAAUUUUAAUUCCUUAAUACAACGUGGUGUUCGUGUUAAAUAUAUUAAAAAUAAUUUUGCUACUGUUACAUUUCCUUUACAUUAUACAAUUGUUACAGGUUUAUAUGAAGAAACACAUGGUAUUGUUGCUAAUACAAUUUAUGAUCCAAAAUUAAAUGCCACAGCAACACUUGAUACAAUGAAUGACACAAAAUGGUGGUCACAAAAUUCAUAUUCUCAACCAAUUUGGGUGAGUAAUCAAUUAGCAAAUGAUUCUAAACAACGACGAUCUGGUGUCAUAGCUUGGCCAGGUUGUGAUACACCAAUUAAUGGUCAUCUACCAUAUAAAUAUCAAUUAUUUAAUUUAAAUCGUAAAUUUGAUUCAAUACUUAAACAAAUAUUCGAUUGGUUUCAUGAACCUAUUGAAACUCGUAUUAAUUUUGGUGUUAUCUAUUAUCCUGAACCUGAUAUAACUGGUCAUCAUUAUGGUCCAAUAUCAAAUGAAAUGAAUGAAACAUUAAAAGAAUGUGAUAAUUAUAUUGGUCAACUGUUAAAAAUGAUUGAUAAUGAUGAAUAUUUAAAAACAAAUUUAAAUAUUAUUAUUACAUCUGAUCAUGGAAUGGAAGUAAUUAAAAAAAAUCAUACAAUUAUACUUGAAGAUUAUAUUGAUAUAUCAUUAUGUUCAGUAUAUGGUAGUCGUGCAUUUGUUAAUAUAUUUGUUCAUUCAGAAUCAAAUAUUGAUCGUAUUUAUGCAAAUUUAUCAACUAUUCCAAAUUAUGAAGUUUAUAAAAAAUCUCAAAUACCUGAAGAAUAUCAUUAUAAAUCAAAUAUACGUAUUGGUGAUAUUUUAUUUGUUGGCAAAGCUGGUUAUGAAAUAAUUGCACCGGGAGAUAAUUCAUCAACUGAAUUACUUGGUGAUCAUGGUUAUAAUAAUGUUGAAUCGAUGUAUCCGAUAUUUUAUGGAUUUGGACCUGUAUUUCGUCAAAAUAUGCAAGCUGAUCCAUUUCAUACUGUAGAUAUUUAUUCAUUAAUGUCUUAUAUACUUAAAUUAGAAAAAAGAAUAACAAAUGGUUCAUUAGAUAAUGUUAAACAUAUUCUUCAAGAUCAUUUGAGAGAGAAAUUUUUUAAUGAAAUAAAUUUAUUUGUUGUAAACACUGCAGUAAACAUUACACAUUGGGGCUUUAUAACUGUUGGAUCUGUAAUUUUGGUAAUUUUAAUUGGUAUUAUUUAUAUAAUAGUUGCUUUUCGUCAUUCUCGAAAAUUGAUUUAUGUUGAAUCCCAAAAUGUUCCUGUUCGUUAUCGUUUAUUAAGUACUAGUGAAGGUUCAAAGAAUAAUUUAUUUGCUGAUGAAAGUGACAAUGAAGAAAUUCAAUAA
Messenger RNA from Rotaria sordida, 1515 nucleotides. NCBI's taxonomy places the organism in Eukaryota, Metazoa, Rotifera, Eurotatoria, Philodinida, Philodinidae. The record is from the annotation of a GenBank genome assembly.